This is a messenger RNA of Bursaphelenchus xylophilus (pine wood nematode), 2110 nucleotides long. The record is from the annotation of a GenBank genome assembly. NCBI's taxonomy places the organism in Eukaryota, Metazoa, Nematoda, Chromadorea, Rhabditida, Aphelenchoididae.
AUGACAGCCUUGUUAGAGGCCAAGAAGUUGCUUCAAAGUGUGCAACCCAAUGAUUUGCUUCGAAUCAUUCUCGACAAUCCCAAUGGAUGGUAUUUUGCCGGAGGGCAAGUAACCGGAAGAGUUGUUAUACGAACCAAAGAGGCCGUCAAAUCAAAUGGAGUUCAUAUUCAUUUCAAAGGAGCGGCCAAGGCUAGUUGGGGAACCACGGAGACUGUUGGAGAGUGAGUUCGGGAAUUCCAAAAAAUCCGUCAUCAUGACGGAUUUUAAGUUGAUUUAUUGAGGAGUUUUAAACUGAAAACGAAAUCUACUGGCAAUGAAGAGGCUAUUAAAAAAUUUUCAAAGUGUAGAUACCAUUUUUCGGGAGAAUUCGUCAUGAUGACGUAUUUUUUGAAAUUUUGAAAAACCGUCAUAAAAUCACGGUAACGGCUGUUGUCAUCUAGAAGAAGACUGUUUAGAGCAAUUUACAAUCGUUUUCCUUAGCAAAUUUUCAAUUUCAGAGGCCACAGACAAAUGAAAAGGCAAGUCCGCCGUAAUGGAGAGAUUAUGUACGCGAACGAAGAGCUAUGUGUAUGGAAACCCCAAAGUUCCGACAAACAUUUACCGCUAAAUGAGACGAUAUUUCCUUUCAAUUUUGUGAUUCCAUUGAAUGCCCCGCCGACUUUUGAAGGUAAUGUGGCAAUUUACAUUAUUUCAAGUCGUCUAUGAUAAACCCUUGAAAAUUUUUAAAUGAAUUUCAAAAAAAUGUAAUCAAAAAUUUUUCAGGGACCCACGGUCAUAUCAGGUACACUCUGAAAGCGGUCAUCGAUCGCCCUUGGUUUCUGGAUUGCAAACAGCAGAUCGGAUUUACAGUAUUGCCCUACAUUGAUCUCAAACUUUUUCCCUCGAGCACUGAGCCGGUAAAAGCCGAAGCUCAGAAGGCGUUUACGGCCUUAUUAGGACGUACCGGCCAUGUCAAGGCGAUUGUUGCGACGAAUAAAAGGGGCUAUGUGCCUGGAGAAAAGAUCGAACUGAAUGUGCAGAUUCUGAAUGUAACUGAAAAGAAGGUCAAUGCAAUUGAAUGUCAGGUAAGCAGGGGGUUCCAAUGGUUUUAGGGGCUUUUAUUUAUUUCGAAAAAAAUCUUAAAAUUUCAGUUGAUCCAGCACGCCCAUUACACCGGGACUUCCAUCUCCGAUUACAAGGGGAAUCCCUUGAGUUUGUCGCAAGUCGGCGGAGUCAGUCAAGUCACGUCGACGGAGACAAUCAUUGGAAAUGCUCGACACGACUUUGAGCAUUCGAUGAAAGGGAAUUUCACUUACAAACAUCUCGUCCCAAUCCCACCAGUUGUGCCGUCUUUCAACAAUUGCCCCAUUAUCAACGUUAACUACUCUUUAAAGGUAUGGAAGGCUAAUUCAUCGGUCUUUUACCUCAUUAUAGUUACCCAAGGAUACCAAAAAAUGCCCAGGAAUAAUGCUCAAAGGGCAAAGCUCAGAGUUGGGCAAAAUUUGACGCAAGUUAGAUUAGGACUUUCAAAAUAGUAUACGAGAUUUUUAAAUUGCAUUAUGCAGAAAUAAGCGAGAUUUUUAGAUUGAAAACUAGCGAAAAUUUAGACUUUUUUGCGCGCAGAAGAUAGUGAAAAUCUCGGCUGUUCUUUCAAAGAGCGAUCUAAAAAUUUCUGGAAUUGACAUGUGAUCUAAGCCCAGUUUGUGUCGAAAGUUUAAAAAAUGGCAAUUUUUGGCCAAAAUGUCAUCAAACAAAAGUUUUUCAAUCUUUUUUUCAGGUAUUUAUUGUCAUCAAAAAUCAAGACCCGAUAGCUCUUCAACUUUCCAUCAUCAUCGGAACAAUUCCCACCCAACCUGAGACCCUGGAGGCGUCUCUUCCACCUCCACAACUUGCCUACAACCCCAUUCCCCCGCCGAUUCCAGAACAGCCGUCUUCCAGUAACGAAGUCGAGAUCAAUCCUAAUGGAUUAUAUCCAAUUCUUCCCACAGCGCCGCCUCCAGACUACGAUGCCGCCCAACUUUGUGUAGCCGACUCCAGCGUCAAUGUGAAGCGAUUUUCGACGGCCACGGAUUCAUCGGAGCCACCGCCGGAAUAUCAGCCAAAGUACCCGUUUUAUAUGGAUUUUCAUUGA